UACAAGGCUAUCAAAAUAUUAAAACUAUUAAAUACUUAGGAAGGUAUAAUUCAACUAGGCAACCUAUUUGCAAUGUGUCAAUGUGAAUACUAAUUAUCUAUAACUUAUUUCUUAUCACAAAUAAGUAACAAAUGAGGGUAGAUAUUCCUUAUAUCGUAUCUCCUACUCAUUUAUUUAUUUAUUAGCAGACUGACCCUUUAAUCAAAUCUUUCCAGUUGUUAUUCCCAUCUGCCUAUUCCGAAGUGAAUCAAAUCGUAAUCAGUAACUUGUUAGAAAGGCGGAAUCUAGCAGUUUAUUCACUUGCCUUGCAUAGGUGUUAAGAAUUUUGACAAUAUUUGGAUUGUUUUAUAUUGAGAUACUUAUAUAGAGACUUUCUUUCGCGUAAUUAUCGUAAGUCAUAAUGUAAUGAUAGUCAUAUUAUCAUUAGUCAUAACUCUGUAACCGUUAACUUUUCAGGAAUUUUCUUAGGUUAUCCUAUAUAUAGGUUAUGUUAGGUUUGUUUUAUGGCAAUCCUGAAAAGUUACGCGUUUCUGAGAAAAACCAAAUUAUGGCUAACGAAAAUGCGGACAAGCAAUACAUUAUGACUUAAAACUUUAUGGGAAACAAUAGAGACCCAGUUUUGAGUCUAAGGACAACACAAGAGCUUAUAAUUACUAUAAAAAUGUUUGUUUGGUCAUUUUAAAUGCCAAAAAAUAAGACUUUUGAAAGUGUUUCAGGCUACCGUAAUGGCAACGGUUUAUUAUCAUAGUCUGUAUUCUUAUAAAUAAAACUUAGAUUAAGACGACACUUAAACAUUUACUCAAACUAAACGAAGACCAAUUUUAUUAUACAAUUUUAAUAUCUUUUGUCAUGUGUAUAAUUAUGCUAUGACUCAAUAAUAGGUUGUUUGUAGAUAUUAACAUAUUUAAUUAACAUGUAAAACAUGGAUCUCAUUACUAUCAAUACAUAUUAAUUAUAUUUGUAUACCACAAAUAAAAUAAUCCAAAACUUCAGUCGUGAUUUGAGGUUCCAAAUGUCUUUACUCUUCGAUGAGUCUUUGAAAUCAAUUGAAUUUCUUUUUAAAUAUGUGGGGAUAUAUUUGGAUCGUACAAUUCUGAAUACCGCCGAACAUAUAAUAAAAUUCCGAUCAUUAUAUGUAAUAAACUUCCUUUGGCUGAACACGGAUGUUAUCGCCGAAAUAUUAUGGAUCAUACAGGGCGCUCUACAUGGAAAAAGUCUAAUCGAAUUGACUUAUAUAGUGCCCUGUACAACUUUAUGCAUGCUUGCAAACAUUAAAACCCUCUCCCUGGUUUUUAAUGAUGUUAAAGUAAAGCAAUUAUUCGAACAACUUCGGAACAUGGAGAAUAAUAUUAAUAUUGACGAUGAAGUAGUUAAGAAGAAAAUCGUUGUUGAUGGGAAAAAGUUUUUAAGGGCUGUUAUAAAGGCUUUGAGAGUAAUCAACACUCUUACACUGAUAUUGUUUAGUGUGAGCCCGUUAUUGUUCAUGGGAUUAGAAUAUAAGAAGUCGGGACAGAUUGAGCUGGUGCUACCGUUCCUGAUUGUUUAUCCGUUCAAUCCUUAUGACAUCAAAUACUGGCCUUUUGUAUACGUGCAUCAAGUUUGGGGGACAUACUUAGUGCUGACCCAAGUUUCUGGAACCGACUGCCUCUUCUAUACAUCCUGCACUAGCAUUUGCACGCAGUUUCGCUUGCUGCAAAACGACAUUGAAACCAUUAUUCCUGAACGUAAUUUUGACGAAAUUGUGUUUCGGGAGGAGUUUAAGAAGUUAGCUGUUCGUCAUGACGGCAUCAUGCAGUCAGUAAUUCAAUUGGAAAGCAUCUAUACGAAAUCGACGUUAUUCAAUUUCGUGACAAGUUCAUUCCUGAUUUGCCUGACGGGAUUUAAUGUCACGGCUCUAGGCGACAUAGGGUUCAUGUUAUCCUUCUUCUCCUUUUUGCUGAUGAGUCUGAUGCAGAUUUACCUACUCUGUUUCUACGGAGACAUGAUUAUGACAUCGAGCAUGGAAGUAAGCAACGCCAUGUACAAUUCCAAAUGGUAUACAGUGAACGCAAAAGUAGCAAAGCAUCUGUACGUGGUUCAAAUGAGGGCACAGAAACCCUCCAAGUUGACGGCAUACAGUUACGCCGACGUUAACCUGAAGGCUUUCACAAAGAUAUUAAGCACGGCUUGGUCAUACUUCGCUCUUCUGAAAACUAUGGAGAGCCCUACGCGAGCUUAGUUCGUCACUUCAGUUGUAGUUCUAGAGCACAGAUUUUAAUUUGACUCGUUUAGAUCCACUCGACCCACGUUUAUGACCUCUCCAAACGUCACAUAAUCGAACGUAAUUUGCAAUACAUUGUGGUAUUUGGUUGAUCCAUUGAAUUCAUUACUCUUAAUUUGCUAGCGAUUAUAUGAGAUUGCUUUAGAUAGCGCGCGAAUUAUGUUUGAAGCUUUAGCAGAGUGUGAAACUGAUUCACCCGUUUUCUGCACCUUGAUUUCGUGCCUGCUACCCCGAUUGUUUUUGAUUUUUAGUCCCGUGGCAAAGAGAGCAGAAACUUGUUAACAUCGUUUACACAACGAUUUACGUGCAGGAUCAGUCAGUGGGUCAAAAUUGUUAACGAUUUG
Messenger RNA from Cydia pomonella (codling moth), 2604 nucleotides. Its product is annotated as putative odorant receptor 92a. The transcript has 7 exons. NCBI's taxonomy places the organism in Eukaryota, Metazoa, Arthropoda, Insecta, Lepidoptera, Tortricidae. Gene Ontology annotation, cellular component: plasma membrane. Gene Ontology annotation, molecular function: odorant binding; olfactory receptor activity. Bases 1013 to 2218 code for a protein of 401 amino acids. The record is from RefSeq and is a predicted model, not a curated record. Gene Ontology annotation, biological process: detection of chemical stimulus involved in sensory perception of smell; sensory perception of smell.